Fraxinus pennsylvanica is the source of this 1215-nucleotide messenger RNA. NCBI's taxonomy places the organism in Eukaryota, Viridiplantae, Streptophyta, Magnoliopsida, Lamiales, Oleaceae. The record is from the annotation of a GenBank genome assembly.
AUGUCACCGAGACGUUCUUUUCUGGCACGAAGAAUAAAUCAGUGUUCAUUCACGCUUUCGAAAUCCUUCAAUUUCCUAGAAAAUCAAACAGAUGUUACCAGUAAUAUUAAUGAUGAAAACUGCAAAAAAAAGGAAGAAGAAAAUGGCGAAAACAGGCAUCAGAACGGCGUCGUUGAAGAAUCGGGUCAUAGUGGAUCGGGUUCUCUGAACCCGGUUUCGUGGGCGAAUAUGCUGCCGGAGAUACUGGAAGAAAUUAUACAGAGGGUGGAAGAAAGUGAAGACAAAUGGCCGCAACGUCAACACGUAGUCGCAUGCGGGUGUGUGUGCAAGCGGUGGAGGGAUGUAACCAAAGAGGUGGUGGAGAAGGCCUCUGUUCAUCAAGAUGGCAAUAUCACUUUCCCUCCUUCCCUGAAAAAGCCGGGGCCACGGGAUUCUCCGCAUCAGUGUCUUGUAAAACGAGACAAGAAGAGUGGGACAUUUUACCUUUAUCUUGCACUCUCACCUUCAUUCGUGGACAAAGGAAAGUUUCUCUUAGCCGCACGAAGAUACAGAAAUGGUACUAACACCGAGUACAUUAUCUCACUUGAUGCCAAUGAUUUCUCUCAACGAAGUAAUGCAUAUGUCGGGAAAUUGAGGUCAGAUUUCCUCGGUACUAAUUUCUCAAUCUAUGAUAGCCAACCACCACACGGCGGAGCAAAGCCGUCGAGCAGCAGAUCUGUUCGCCGUGUAGCAAGCAAGCAGAUAAGUCCUCAAGUUCCGGCUGCUAACUUUGAAGUUGGGCAGGUGUGCUAUAAGUUCAAUCUCUUGAAGUCUAGAGGUCCAAGGAGGAUGGUAUGCUCACUUAAGUGCCCGUCUUCGGAUGGAACAACAUCAGUCAACAACUCUGAAUAUGAUUUGAAAAUGAAGAGUCCCGAAUCCUCUGAUCCCUGUUACACCAUUUUGAAAAACAAAGUUCCAAGGUGGCACGAACAGUUGGAGUGUUGGUGCUUGAAUUUUCAUGGUCGGGUCACGGCUGCAUCGGUUAAGAAUUUUCAACUGGUUGCGACUAUGGAUCAAAGUCAACAUGGUGGUAAGGGUGCUGAGGAAACAGUGCUCCUCCAAUUCGGGAAGGUAGGAGAUGAUACUUUCACGAUGGAUUAUAGGCAGCCUUUGUCAGCUUUCCAGGCUUUCGCUAUCUGCUUAACAAGUUUUGGGACAAAACUGGCUUGUGAGUGA